AUGGCGAACGGCUGGGCCCCCAUUAUCGGCCUCAUCGUUGUCGUUAUCUUCUGCGCCGCAGCCUGGGUUCUAGCGCCAAAGGGCGAAAACCAGACGUACGUUUACCGCACCAUCCCCUCGUCAAAGACGGUCUCGACGCCAUCCAAGCCCUGUUUGCGCACCAAAGUCUCGUCGCAGCAUCUCGGUGCUGCUGCUGCCGUCGACGACCAAGACGAUAAUGAUAGGAAGCUGCACGGCGGUACACCGGGGACGAAGCGCGUACACUUUGCAUAUGAUGGCGAGACAUGCGCUGCGUAUACUGCUGCUGCUGCUGCUGCUGAUGAGAAGUCGACUUGA
Molecule: messenger RNA, 336 nt
Organism: Bipolaris sorokiniana ND90Pr
Lineage: Eukaryota; Fungi; Ascomycota; Dothideomycetes; Pleosporales; Pleosporaceae
Exons: 2
Coding region: 1-336 (111 amino acids)
Source: RefSeq, a predicted model, not a curated record